Molecule: messenger RNA, 1737 nt
Organism: Verruconis gallopava
Lineage: Eukaryota; Fungi; Ascomycota; Dothideomycetes; Venturiales; Sympoventuriaceae
Exons: 1
Coding region: 1-1737 (578 amino acids)
Biological process (GO): lipid metabolic process
Source: RefSeq, a predicted model, not a curated record
AUGACCUUCUUUAACUUCUCGCAUUCCAGUGGCAACCGCAAACCCAAGAGCGACAGGCCUCGUCACUCCGCGCCGCCGCCUCAUCCGGCCAAUGGGUAUGGCUACAGCAGGAACGCUUCUUCCACAACGCUACAUCGGCCAAUACCGCCGCCUGUAGCAGCAGUGGGCUACCAGCCGCCUCCUGCGCAAUCUUGGCGGUUUCCACCUGCACAGAAUCCUGCUGCCAUUGCAUCUCAGCCGGCCAUACGAGUGACUCCUCCUUAUGCAGGUUCACCUCCCGCGCACCCAGUUUAUGGGCCCAUGAUGACGAACCAUCCGCAAGCAUGGAAGUCUACAGCAAGCGUGGGUAAUAACGUGUAUCCCAGCCAUGGAAGCAAGUCUUCAAAGUCCAAAUCUUCGCUAAACCUAUCAUCUAUGGUCAACGACCCCAUCCACGCUGCGACCGCGUCCGUCACCACUUUAGUUGAUGUGUGGGACGACAUUAUGGAUUCUAGUGGACAUUUGUACGACCGCAUGUCGAUGAACCUUGAUCGCGUAAUCACAUGCAUGGACGAGGAAAAGUUCAGCGGCAACGAGAAAGAUCUUGAUUUGCUUCCUGCGACGACGAACACAUCGCGGAGUAGUAAACAGAGCCUGGCGACGACGACAUCAAAGGCAAAUCACUUCUCAAAAGUUUGGGAAUACAGUAAUUCCCGGCUUCCACCGUAUCUGCCGCCAGUGAAACUGUACCUCGACACCUGGCCGUUGAUCAGCCUUGCGGCCAAGUAUUCGCUAAGCGUCUAUGAAAAAGCAAAAGACAGCGAGAAGAACGAUCACAUUAAGGGAAACUAUCACCUGGGGACGAAAGCCAUGGUUCUCAAAUCCUUGCCCGUGGACGACAGGAACACGAUUGUUUUCGCUAUCCGCGGCACAUCCACGUUCAUGGAUUGGACUGUCAACAUGAAGCAGGAGCCUGUGUCCCCGGCUGGCUUCCUUGACGACCCGGACAACUUCUGCCAUGCUGGCUUCUUGCAUGUCGCCAAAGCCAUGGUCCAGCCUGUCGCUGCACGACUACGUACUUUGCUGGAGGAAGACCCGUCGCGUGGACUCGCCAGCCUAUUGAUCACAGGACAUUCGGCCGGCGGUGCCGUUGCGCAGCUGCUUUAUUCACACAUCGUCUCCGAGUUGGUCGAGAGCGAGCUCACAUUCCUGAUGAGUUUCUUCAAACGCGUGCACUGCAUCACGUUCGGUGCGCCACCCGUGUCGCUAUUCCCUCUUGAAGCGCCAAAAGGCAAACGUCAUCGCAAGAGCCUGUUUUUUGCGCUGGCGAACGAGGGAGACCCGGUCGUCCGCGCUGACAAGGCCAUCGUCAAGUCGCUUCUAAAGCUGUACGCUGUGCCCGCGCCGAGCGACCCGUGCAAAGUCAUUUGCCCGAUCGUCAAUGCGGUGGCUCCCGGCCUUGUGCCCCCAAGGAUCAAGAAGAUGAAGUCGAAGCAGAACUUGAAAGCUUCGAGCGAAGUCACAAUGUACCCGCCUUGGAAGGUACCCGCAAGUACGCUAAGUCUAGGGGGACGAAUCCUGCUAAUGCGACCGCGAUAUGGCGGAACCGGCCAUGAAGAUUUGGAGUUGUGCGGAGUCACCGAUGAGAUGUUGAGGGACGUGAUCUAUGGCGAUCCAAUGGCGCACGCCAUGAAACUGUACGCGAGAAGAGUCGAGCUUCUAGCGACGAAAGCUGCGACUGGCGGGGGGUUUGGAUGA